Molecule: messenger RNA, 558 nt
Organism: Vanrija pseudolonga
Lineage: Eukaryota; Fungi; Basidiomycota; Tremellomycetes; Trichosporonales; Trichosporonaceae
Exons: 2
Coding region: 1-558 (185 amino acids)
Source: RefSeq, a predicted model, not a curated record
AUGGACCGCAACAACGCCUACGGCUUCUCGGGCGGCAUCCCCGAGUACACGAACGACCACUUGCUCACGAUCAAGCUGCGCAACUCGAACUGGAACUUCAAGUACCUCGUCACCCCGACCCCCGGCCUCGGCGUCACGCGUCGCUCAGAGGCUCAACACAACCUCAAUGACCUCCUCUCCUCCGUUGACAUGGCCUGUGCCGCCCUCCUGAAGUUCACCGCGACAGUUCAGAGGACCUCGAAGACCGGCGAGCGCCUCCCAGGCUCAGGCUUCGACCGCCUGGGCCAGGACCGCAUAAUCGCCAACAUCACUGCGACGAGCCAGGACCUCCUCGCCGUCUGCCUCGAGGCGGUAGAGCUCACCCUCGAGGUCUGCGACUGCGGCCACUUGUUCCGCGGCCCGCACCCCACCAAGGUGAAGCACAUCCGCGCCAUGGCGAAGAUGGCCCAGCGUGACGCCACCCUUGCCGCGUUCCUCGACACCGUGAAGCGUUUUCACCACGAGGUGGACAAGGUGUUCGACUACGCCGCUACCGCGCUCCAGCGCACCCGCCCAUAG